AUGCCAAUUGACAGAAUGGCAGGGGGUACAGGAGCUCCCCGGAAAGCAAAGGCUAAUGCUAGAUCAGAACGACCCACACGGACUUCGUUUCCGUUCGUCAUCGCAACAGAUCUGGGCAAGACGAGGGCCCAGGAUAUGAAGAUGAUACGUAGCCACGUUGUCCGGGGUAAAGGCAGGCCGAAGCGAGGAUCUGCUGUUGCCAAGCCUUCUGUUGGGACCUGGAUCAAGGCUCAAGCUGAGCAAAGCGUAUUGCUUCCAUCCCAAGCGGCUGAACCCGAUCCUACAUCGAAAAAGAAUCCUACAUCGGAAAAGGACCCUUCAACACCAGACUCAUCACCCCAAAGCUCGUUUGGAAGUGGGUCAGAGGCCGAAUUUGCUGUAAGAAACAGCAGAGGACUAUUCUCAAACUCAUGUCCUGAGCAAGCGCCGUGGAUAAUGCGCUCACUCAGUUUCACACCUGGAAUGGAUCCGAAAAUGCUAGAUAAAAUCUUUCAUUGCUUUUCUACUCUCAACUCUGGAAUGUAUCCGCCAAACUUCUGCCUCGUAUACGACAUCUUCGACUCCUGCUGGCUCAAAUUUAUGAUCCAGGAUCUUCUCUUCUCGUACACAGCCCAGUUCAUUGCCGAGGCUUUUACAUCUUGGGAACAUGGCGGGGCACUUGGUACAAGAGCAUCCAGUCUUCUAUCCCAGGUGCUUGUUACGCUUCAGCAGGCCAUUGAAGACAACAAGACUGCCACCGCAGAUGCUACAAUUGGCGCAAUUCUGUUCUUGACACUUGCUGCCGAUAUAGCGGGGGAUACCACUAGUGCCAUGAACCACUUGCGAGGUCUCCAAAAGAUCGUUUCCAUUCGAGGGGGCGUGAGAAAGCUCAAUAGUACCCAGCUCCAAGGGAAAUGUUACAGAGCUGAUCUUCAACUUUCCAUGAUCUUGGGUUCGAGACCAUGCUUCUACGCGGACGAUCUGACGUGGGAGCCAUUCUUCAAGUCAAUCAAAACAAAGACAAUCCACUGUGCUAAGCUCGAAACUUAUCUCAGCCAGUCUGUCGGCUUCCCCGAUCCGCGCCUCUCCAACAUCUGGACCGAUGUACAAGAACUCUGCGCUAUAGUCGACUUAUCCAUCUUAACACAGCGAAAGAUCCGACCGGAGUUGUAUCAAGAGGUCUUGGUUUCCAUCCAGUACAGAUUGCUUCAUCUAACCUAUUCGGAAUGCUCAACAGAUGUCUGUGGAGGUCAGAAAUGGAAGAAUGUGCAUGAAGCAAUCCGAUUGGGGAUUCUAGGAUUAACUACAACUCUUUUCCUAUAUAGGGACAAGGUUGAUACAAGCUAUCUUACAAUUGUAUCACGCCUCGAUGCCAGUCUUCUUCAACUAGAAGAGCCAGCAGAUGACAGGGCUUGGGAGCUCAGACUGUGGCUUCUGUUCAUGGUGUCAGUCACGCUCGGUGGCGGUGGCGAUAGGUUUGAUGGGCUGCUAGUACGGGGAUUGGAGGCGCUCCGGAUCAAAUCUUGGGCUGCAACUAGGCAGCUUUUGAAAAGCUUGCUGUGGAUUGAUCUGCUUCAUGACGAAGUUGGAAGGAUGGUGUAUGGCCGCUGUAUGGGUGAGUCGUGA
Messenger RNA from Clonostachys byssicola, 1605 nucleotides. The record is from the annotation of a GenBank genome assembly. Lineage: Eukaryota; Fungi; Ascomycota; Sordariomycetes; Hypocreales; Bionectriaceae.